UGUAGGGUCACCGCCGGACCGAAUAUCACGACCGUCUCGCUGCCAUCAAUCUGUAGACGAUCUUUCAACCAAUCAAUCGUUCAAUCGUUUUUCACUGACUGUACGUUUUAUACGUAUAUAUUUAAUCAUUAAUUAUCAUAUUAUAUACGCGAUCAGAAAAUUUCCGUUUCCGGUUUUAUAUAUACAUCGUUGCAUUCGCGGACAUUAAUUACGUCAACUGCGCGCACAAUCGGAAUCGUUCGGGGAAAAUUCUAUAGGCGAUUACGUUCCGAGCGGACGGCCACCAUCAUGGGGCUGCGAACGUUUGUGCUGUGUUCGUUCGUCUGGUGUUUCGGACACGCCGCACAAUACGCGCCGAUCGAAGGCGUGGACGGUAACGAUUGCGCUGUCGUGCUCGAAGGAUCAAAGCAUUUCAUUUAUAACAGUGGAAAAGGUUCACCGCAUCGUUCGGCGGCUCACAUGUGCAUCACGUACGACACGGUCAACAGAGCUUUUCUAGACGUCCAAAACCGUCACACGCUGCUGGAACCCAACGAUCAAUGGGGCCCGGUGCACUUUGCCAGACUUGGGGAGUUGCUGCUGGAUGUGUCGCAAGUGCUCGCAAAAAUGUAUGACUUGAACGCCGACGACGUGAACAAAUUCUUGCCUUCUAUUGACACGUCCAAGACGCUCAUCAGAAACGUGUGCCCGUCGUGUUUGACGAGGGUGGUGUGCAAACCCGGAAAGUACCGUAGACCCGACGGGCUGUGCAACAAUGAAGACAAUCCCACGUGGGGCGCUACUAUGUCAACGUUCAACAGGUUGAUGUCACCACGGUUUUCCGACAAGUUAUCCGCGCCCAAGAUGUCGGCUUCCGGUCAACCACUACCCGUGGCCAGGGUCGUGUCCCGAACCAUUCACCCUGACGAGGGGUUGCAUGAGCACGCCGGAACUGUAAUGUUGGUUGCUUGGGGACAGUUUAUGGACCACGAUUUAACCCUGACGGCUACCCCAUUAGAUCCGGUAAAUAGAAAUGAACCUGAGGAGUGUUGUGGCCGUCCAGACCACUUGAAGAAUAAAUACUGCUAUGAGAUCAAAAUACCAGAAGACGACAAUUUUUAUAGGAAUCACAACGUCAGGUGUCAGGAUUUCGUGAGAGCGUUUCCAGGCGUUAAGCCCGACUGUAGAUUGGGACCGAGGUCCCCGUUCAAUCUACUCACCCCGGUGAUUGACGGCAAUACUAUUUAUGGAGUAGAUGAAACAUUUUCCCGAUAUCUUAGGUCCGGAUACACAGGACAGCUAAGGAUGAAUCCAGCAUUCUCAAAUUUGGGACUUAAAGAACUGUUGCCCAUGAAGUUAAACAUCCCGGACGAAGGUUGUAUAAGGUCAAAUGCUUCUCAGUACUGUUUUGAAUCAGGUGAAAUUAGAGUGAACGAACAGCUCGUUCUCACGUGCAUCCAUACAUUGAUGGCCAGAGAACAUAACCGGGUGGCUAAGGAGCUGUCGCAAAUAAAUCCGCACUGGAAUGACGAAAUGCUUUAUCAGGAAGCCAAGAGAAUUGUUGUAGCUGAAAUACAACACAUAACAUACAACGAAUUUCUGCCCAUACUUUUAGGGAAAGACAUGAUGGAUAAGCAUAGCUUGACGAACAAAAAAAAAGGACAUUGGAACGGAUACGAUUCAAGUGCAAAUCCUAAUAUAUUGGCUUCGUUUUCGGCGGCGGCUUUUCGUUUUGGCCAUUCCUUGUUGCCGAAUGUUAUUGAACGGUGGAGCAAAGCGCACGGUUUUAUCGCUUCCAAAAAACUUUCGGACUUGAUUCGGCGGCCGUUCGAUUUGUAUAGAGCUGGAGCCAUAGACGAGUACCUAAUGGGUCUCAUGAACCAAGUUGCACAGGCCAUGGACGAUUCGAUUACACAAGAAGUCACUAAUAAUUUGAUCAAAAAGCCGGGCAAAGGGUUUGGUUUCGACCUGGUGUCGUUCAACAUACAGAGGGGCAGGGACUUUGGAUUGCCCGGUUAUAUGGAGUACAGACGCCAUUGUGGGUUAACCGUGGCCAACCGAUUUGAAGACAUGGCGGGAUUCAUGCCUAAUUCCACCAUACAGCGUUAUCAAACGAUAUACUCAUCACCGUUUGACAUCGACUUGUGGUCAGGCGGAGUGUCGGAAAAACCAGCGCAAGGUAGUGUCGUCGGACCAACGUUCAGUUGCAUAAUUGCAUCACAAUUCAACCUGUUGAAGAGGGGCGAUCGGUUUUGGUACGAAUUGCCCAACCAACCAUCUUCAUUCUCAUCGGAUCAAUUACAAGAGAUCAGAAACGUCCGUCUGGCGCGUUUGGUUUGCGAUAAUACAGACAUCAUUGACACGGUUCAAAUGUAUCCAAUGGUGUUGUCGGAUCACGAACUGAAUCCGAGGGUCCCGUGUAGAAGUGGCGUCAUACCUAGGAUGGAUCUGAGCAAAUGGGCCGACACGACACUAGAUACGGCCGAACCCAACACCAGACUCUCGAACGUGGAGAAAAAUCUCAAAUCCGGUAUGACGGAAGCUAAGAUACAGUACUGUGACAAUUGCAAUUCGACGGUCGCAGACACCGGGAUUGGGUUGGCGGAUACAGGAACGCGGGUGAUUACGAUCAUCGAAGCGACAGAUGAGCUGGACGGCAACGCGGUGAUGAACUCGAACUCCAUAUUCAGUGGCAACGACAAGAGGAUGAAACGGGGUGUCGAAGCCGCUUCGUUGGCCGGCAAUGAGACGGUGAACGGGAACGACGACCCGUCGUUGUUGGACGAGAUGGUGCUGGCCGGACUGGACGUGCCCAAGGCGACGCCGAUCAAGCGGGACACUGUAGACGGACUACCAGACAUGACGCAGGCGAUCAUGGAGCAGCGUGUAGACUACGACGUGGACGAGGAGUUCCAGGCGGCAAACGGGCACGGGUUCGAAGCGCCCAGAACCAGGCCGGUGAACAACUACCGUGGUUACAGUAGCCGCCGUCCUGUCGAACAUUUGGACGACGAUAGCGACGACUUCGACGACGGCGACCACAAUUCGCACUACGAGUACGUGCCCAUGGAGUUCGACGAUGAGGGCAACCACAGGCCGCUAACUUUGCCAAACUUCUUGGAUUCUAAGAAACCUGUCAAGUCUAGCAAGUACGGUGCGUCCAAGACACCGAAGUAUCAUCCACCACGGCCGUCUAGCUAUAAAAGUUACGGGAGCGGUAGCAGCAGUGGUGCUUCGCCGCUGUUACACGGUCAUGACUUUGUACCACUGCGUGGUGGAAGCGGGGGAGGCUUUGGAGGCGCCGGCGGAGGUAGUCCGGCGGCUGGAUAUUCGUAUGGCGUAGGCGGCAGUAAACAGUCUGAUGGCGAAUUUGACGAUUAUCGUGACGUAUCGUCGCCAUACUCCGGUCACUCGUCAUCGGUUAGCGGUGGUGGACCCAAGUCGUUCGUGUCAAUGACGCGCAGCAAUUCCGACGAGACUGAUCCCAGAGACAUAAUCAAUAUCAAUCACGGGCAAGGAUCUUAUGACGUGGUCGAGGGACCGUCACGUGAUUACCGCGGAUACGAUUACGAGGACGAUACUUACCAUGGUCACGGAACCGCAAAAUCGUUACCGAAAUCGCCGUACUUUUACCGGGGUGGUGAUUUCGCGUAUGAACCGUCAUCGACCUCGGUUCAGUCCAGGUUACACGACGCCGACGACAAGUCGCCGAAGUCGAAAGCCUACUGGAGUAUGUCGUACGUGCAGGACGUCUAGAAACCGGCACGCGAUCAUCACCAUCAUCGCCUACCACCAUUAACCUGUACCAGUACUACCACUACCAUUUUCGCUCACCGCCACUAGUUGAUGCUUAACCCACGAUAUUCAAUGAUUUUACGAAUAUUUGUUUAUGAACAACUAUAUAGUACUGAAAAUUAGUUAUUUAAAUCCCGACGCCAAAACAAAAUGUAAUGUGCUAUCAUAAUAUCAUUGAACAAAACAUUUUUAAUUAGAGGAUUGGGCCGAAAACAUUU
Molecule: messenger RNA, 3992 nt
Organism: Rhopalosiphum padi (bird cherry-oat aphid)
Lineage: Eukaryota; Metazoa; Arthropoda; Insecta; Hemiptera; Aphididae
Product: peroxidase-like
Exons: 17
Coding region: 289-3735 (1148 amino acids)
Biological process (GO): response to oxidative stress
Molecular function (GO): peroxidase activity; heme binding
Source: RefSeq, a predicted model, not a curated record